Acipenser ruthenus (sterlet) is the source of this 4481-nucleotide messenger RNA. Its product is annotated as FAS-associated factor 1-like. NCBI's taxonomy places the organism in Eukaryota, Metazoa, Chordata, Actinopteri, Acipenseriformes, Acipenseridae. The transcript has 19 exons. The record is from RefSeq and is a predicted model, not a curated record. The coding region runs from base 310 to 2298 and encodes 662 amino acids. Gene Ontology annotation, cellular component: endoplasmic reticulum; nucleus. Gene Ontology annotation, molecular function: NF-kappaB binding; ubiquitin binding.
CUCUUGACUACACGACGGACUGUCAAAUGCUGCGACGUCAGUUUCCUUUGCCGUAAAGCGACGGAGAGAAACUGCUUGUGAACCCCCCCAAAAAAGAAGAUAAUUGUCGGUGCAUCUGAGAGACCCAUACAAAGACCCUAAACAUAGUUGAAACUGCGGGGGGAUUCCGUCGUCUUUAGCGUCUAUACUUGCAUGACCCCAAUCCCCGGGUGUGGUGGGGUUGCUUUGUGUUUUUCUCCUGAUAUUUGUAUAUGAAACCUUAGCCCCCUUACUGCUUUCACUAGAAAAGAUAUAUAGCUUGUCAUUGCAAUGGCCUCCGGUAGCAACAUGGACAGAGAAAUGAUUCUGGCUGAUUUUCAGGCAUGUACUGGAAUAGACAACAUAGCGGAAGCCAUCACUUUGCUGGAACAGAAUAACUGGGAUUUAGUGGCAACCAUUAAUGGAGUGAUCCCACAGGAGAACGGCAUCUUACAGAGUGAUUUUGCCAGAGAGACGGCUCAAAGCCUGGCAUACGAUCCGGGUAGCCAGCCUUCCGUCGCCACUGCUGCCCCCUCCUCCUCCUCACCACCGUCCUCCUCCGCCUCAGCCUCCGCCUUCUGUCCCGUGGUGCCGGUGCGUGGGGCCGUCGUGGAGAGGCAGCCACGCAUGCUCAACUUCUGCGUGGAGUACCGCAGCACAAACGUAGAUGUGGUGCUGGAGGAGUCCAGCUCAGUGGGUGAAAUUAAACAGAUUCUGGAAACUGAACUCCAUGUCCCUGUGUCAAAAAUGCAGCUGAAGGGCUGGAAGACGGGAGACGUCACUGACAGCACUGUUUUGAGGAGUCUACAUUUGCCCAAGAAUAACAGCCUCUAUGUAUUAACACCAGACAUAGCGCCAACAGCCACGACAAGUCAAUCCGGCACCCUGCAGGAAUCAUUAAAUCAAAACUUCCUGCUCGUCAUUAGCCAUCACGAAGCCCAGCGGGACUACAGCCUCAACUUCCCAGGAAGUAAAACCAUUCAGGAGGUAAAAAGAAACAUAUACGACCUCACGAACAUCCCUGUCCGACAUCAGCAAUGGGAAGGCUGGCCUGCCACUGCCAGAGACGACUCGAUGACGCUAGCUGUGGCUGGGAUAAGCUUCCCCUGUCAUCGUCUUACCGUCUGCCGGAGAACGUCCCCUGCCCACACCCAAGAGCAGUCUGAGGAGUGUACGGAUGUCCACAUGGUGAGCGACAGUGAAGGGGAUGACUUUGAGGAUGCCUCCGAGUUCGGGGUAGAUGAAGGAGAGAUAUUUGGAAUGGGGACCUCAGCCUCCCGGAAGUCUCCAAUGAUGCCAGAAAACGCUGAGAAUGAGGGAGAUGCCUUACUGCACUUUACUGCCGAAUUCUCAUCAAGAUAUGGAGAGUGCCACCCUGUGUUCUUCAUCGGCUCGCUCGAGGCAGCAUUUCUGGAGACCUUCUAUGGGAAAGCCCGGGAUAGAAAGCCUGUCGCCAUCUACCUUCACCACGAUGACAGCGUCCUCACCAACGUCUUCUGCUCCCAGAUGCUGUGUGCCGAAUCCAUCGUCUCCUACCUCAGCCAGAACUGCAUCACCUGGGCGUGGGACAUGACGAAGGAAGCCAACAGAGCAAGAUUACUCACGAUGUGCACGAGGCACUUUGGCAGCGUGGUGGCACAGACCAUCCGAACUUACAAAACCGAUCAGUUCCCCCUCUUACUCAUCGUCAUGGGAAAAAGGUCGUCGAACGAAGUCUUAAACGUGAUUCAGGGGAACACGACAGUGGACGAGCUGAUGAUGAGGCUCAUGGCAGCCAUGGAGAUCUUCACUGCUCAACAGCAAGAGGACAUUAGAGAUGAGGACGAACGAGAAGCACGAGAGCUGGUGAAGAGGGAACAGGAUGAAGCCUAUCGUGUGUCUUUGGAGGCAGACCGAGCCAAGAGGGAAGCCCAGGAGAGGGAGAUGGCAGAGCAGGUUCGUCUGGAACAGAUCCGGAAAGAGCAGGAGGACGAGCGAGAGGCUAUCCGUCUGUCCCUGGAGCAGGCCCUGCCCCCAGAGCCGGAGGAGGAGGGCAGUGAGCCAAUCAGCAAGCUGCGAAUCCGCACGCCGAGCGGGGAGUUCCUGGAGCGGCGCUUCCUGGGCAGCUGCAAGCUGCAGGUCCUCUUCGACUUCGUGGCAUCCAAAGGGUUCCCCUGGGAAGAGUUCAAACUGCUCACUACGUUCCCUCGCAGAAACGUGACCCAGUUGGACCCGACGUGGAGUUUAGUGGAGGCAAAACUUUUUCCUCAAGAAACUCUCUUCCUGGAAGCGAAAGAGUAGGUAGAAGAAAGAGCCACAGAGAAGAUCAGCGGCGUCCUUCUCACUGCGAAGAGCCAGCGAGCCAGCCAGCCAGCCAGCCAGCCGUUCACACCCUCCAUCACGACACACACACUCACACUCACUCUCUCUCUCUCUCUCUCUCUCUCUCUCUCUCUCGAGAUACGAACGGCAGAUCUUACGCAGACUCCUCCAGUAGUGUUUUGUGUGUAAAGAAAAAAAAGAAUAAAGAAUAGUGAAAAAGAAGAAAACCAGGAAAAUGCUGGCCUCUGCUACCCUACAUCCUGGUCUGGUCUGGUGUUCGGCAUCGCUCCUGAUACUGCUGGGACGUGAAUGAGCAUUAGUUUGAACUUUAGACCUGCCCCACCCUUCCUUCCUUCCUCCUUCCUCAACGAGUCAUGAGGAAACUUAAUCUAAUUCAUUUACAUGCUUUGCUUUUCCCCCUUUUAUUAUUAUUAUUUUUAUUUAAUUUUGAGUUGAAUGCUGUAUUUGUUUUAGUUUGAUUGAUAUAUAUAUAUAUAUAUAUAUAUAUAUAUAUAUAUAUAUAUAUAUAUAUAUAUAUAUAUAUAUAUAUAUACUUGACUGAGCCAGCACUCUUGAAAACACACGCUAAAUGAUUGAUUUAUUGUUUUUGUUUUUUAAGAUUUUAACGGGUGACAGUAUUUAUGUGGAGCUCUGAAUACUUUUUGCCAUGAAUAAUUCAGUGUUCUUUUAUUUUGCGGGUGGCUGGUGGUGCAAUUGUGUUUUUUGUUGUUUAGCUGACAACUGACUUUUAUAAAGAACAUAAUUUGCCAUUUAUAUUAUAAUGCAUAUUUAUUUUGACAUGGAAGCUUUUAGUGCACUGGUUAUCGUUCCAGAUUCUAAUUUUUUUUUUUGUAAUUUUUUUUUUUCCCUCAUAUUGUGUGUGUGUGUGCUGCUCUUUUCAACGCUGUGAUUGUUUCAGUAAUGAUACAAUAAGUUUCCUGAAGUGAGUUUCCACAUUAAACAGUACUCAGAAUUGUUGGCUUGGGGAAUCAUUUCCCUAGAUUCCAGUCCCAGGGAUGUUCCAUGGCUGUGGUCCUCACUGUUUAACAAACAUCUCCUAAAGAAAACAGUGUUUCAGUAUUAGUCGCCCUUCUUAAACGUUUCCUGUUUGUAGCUGAGCCAGCCAAGUCUCAAGUCUAAAUUCGAUGUGAAUAUUUUCCAUUAUACAUACUACUGCAGACAAUGGGUAAUAAGUGCCUUGUUGAAUUAUGAAGCAGUUAGGGUGCUUGAGAGUUGCUCAGCUGGUCUCUACGCUUGAGGUUCAGAACAGCAGUCACGUGUUUGUCUGCUUGUGAAUAUUCAGUGUUGUGUUUGUGUGAUGUCGCCAGAGGGAGGGGGUAACAGGGAAUGGGCUGGUGGGAUAAGGGCCUGAACUAAAUGUCUUGGUGCCCAAGCGGUGAAGAGAAUUAUGGGAGACAGUACUGGACGUGUCUUUUUCACAAAGGCGGUGUGACUAGUCCUGGCCGUAAUUAUUUAAAAAAUCAUAGUUGGGGGGGGGGGAUAAAUAAAUAUGUGAAUACAUUUCCACAUUUUUGUAAAUACAAGUUUUGAGAUACCUCAAAGGUCAUUCAGACAUUUGUCAGUCAACUUUGGUGAUGAAUGGUUUUGAUUCGAUGCCAUCAAUUUCUUCCAGGGUUUCUAACAAAGUUAUUCUUUGGAGAAGGUGGUCAACUAAAAUAACUAGAAAGAAACGGAAAUAAAAGUUGCAUUUACAGAAGAAAGCAUUCCCCCCAGUACAGCGUCGUAAUAAUUCCCAAGAAAUGUAUCGCUUGCCAGUAUUGAAACGUUUUGAGGAAGUUACUCUUUUUAAUAAACAUUGAUCUACUUGUCCGUAUGCAGACUACAGAAAACGUCUUUUUUCUUUCACUGUUACCACUGUAACCCUGGAUUGCAUCAGAAAAGGAAAAAAAAACCUCUCGAUCCCACUUCUAUCUUCACAGUUCCGUGCUUACCUCGUAAUCAACCAUUUUUCUUAUCAACCUCUCGAUACCACUUCUAUCUUCACAGUUCCUGUGCCUACCUUGUAACCUCACCCAUUUUUCUUGUCAACCUAGAGAACUCUCAAGGUUUUAAAUACGUCUAACAAAUUUACCAACUUGCAAUGGAUGUAAUGUUGCAUUUUCAUGCUGUCAGUUUUCGACUGAAAUAAAUAAUAAAAUGUU